Messenger RNA from Etheostoma spectabile (orangethroat darter), 1610 nucleotides. RefSeq names its product G-protein coupled receptor 183. Bases 151 to 1215 code for a protein of 354 amino acids. The record is from RefSeq and is a predicted model, not a curated record. Gene Ontology annotation, cellular component: membrane. Gene Ontology annotation, molecular function: oxysterol binding; G protein-coupled receptor activity. NCBI's taxonomy places the organism in Eukaryota, Metazoa, Chordata, Actinopteri, Perciformes, Percidae. The transcript is spliced from 3 exons. Gene Ontology annotation, biological process: G protein-coupled receptor signaling pathway.
CACAACCACCAGACUCAGGAGUGUAUACAGUGAAUUAACUUGGGAACCCAUCUCUUAUAGUAAGUACUAUACUGUGGUGAUCUUCAUAUAUAGCUCAGUGGUCUCAUGUUUCUUUGCUUAUGCAUGCUGGUUUUCUGGCUGUAACGAUUUAUGAUUUUUACUUUUAUUUUCAAACAGACAGGUGAAAUGGCUGGUGAAAAUAUCACCUUGGACUCUGAAACCGAAAACUCUCCGAACCAGAGCUGUGAUGUGUUUGUCUACCAAAGAGCUGCCGUAGUCCUCUUCCCAAUUUUCUACUCUGUGGUUUUCAUUAUCAGUACAAGUGGAAACAGCUUGGUACUCUAUGUCAUCUGCCAGAGGAAACAGAAGUUCAACUCCACCUCAAUCUAUCUGGUCAACCUAGCAUUGUCUGAUACCCUGUUCACACUGGCACUGCCUGGCAGAAUUAUUUACUACAUCCGUCACUUUGACUGGCCCUUUGGUGACAUUCUCUGCAGACUGACAACACUUCUCUUCUUUGCAAAUACGUAUGCAGGCAUUGGCUUCAUGACCUGUAUCAGUCUGGAUCGAUACCUGGCCAUGGUGCAUCCACAAAGGCUACAGUGGUUGCGGAGUGUGAGUGUGGUUCGCAGGGUCUCCUGCCUGGUCUGGGCUCUGGUAUCCCUGGAGGUAGCUCCUCUGAUGUUCCGCAGCAUGCUGCGUGAGCACCAGGGAAAACAAACUUGUAUGGAGUACUUCAACUUUGACGGCUCCCGCUUCACCCCAUAUCUCCUGCUUCUGGCCUGUACCAUCUCAUUCUGCUGUCCACUCAUCAUCAUCAUGGGCUGCUACGCCAAGAUCAACCUGAAGCUGCGAGCUGCAGCCAAGCAGAACUCUGUAACUGGUCGAUCAAGGAGGAAUCAUAGGGCCAACACCAUUAUUCUCCUCAUCCUCCUCACUUUUAUCACUUGCUUUAGCCCUUACCACCUCAACGUUAUGCAGUUUAUGUCCAGAAAGAUACACCAUCAGGCAACCUGCGAAGAGCUGAGAGCCUUUAAGGUGUCCUUACAGAUCACAGUUUCUCUAAUGAACUUCAACUGCUGCUUGGACCCAGUCAUCUACUUCUUUGCCAUUAAGACCUACAAGAAACGGGUGUUGAGCCUGUUUAAAGACUAUCUGUAUGCUUCCGGUGCCUCCUCCAAAAUGACAGCUGAGAACAGCAGCAGCAACACCUGAGAGAAACCACAGCUGAGCUUACAGGAUACACACAACCAGUGUCGCAGAGAAGACCUAGUUCACUCUGUUGAACUCAAAAAGGCCUAUUUUAGUCUCUCUGUUCAGAAGUCUUUUACUUUUUGUGACAAUUUUGCAUGUAUUUAUGUUGUUAUGUUCUUUAAAAUGCAAAACAGAAUCUUCACUUCUGUUUGAGAACACUGUAUACAAUUUAUUGUUCCAUAUGUAUUCGAUUUUUCUUUUUAAAUAAUGGUGUAGCCUUUUUUGUUAACAUGCCUGUGUGAUACAGUAGUUUAAUACAAUAAUGUAAAAAUUAAUUUUGGUGAAUCAGUUUAAUUGUGUAUAUGUGAAGGGUGACGUAUAUGGCCUCACCUAUUGAGCUAUGCUUUUUUGUUAAC